AUGACCGUGAAUAUGCUGGAUAAAACACAGUCCGCCUGCGUCGAGGAGGCUGGGCCGGGCGCGUACACGCCUCCUGAGGGUGUACUUUCAGAACAGCACCAGGCAUACCUUAUUCAACGACAUGGGACGCUGGAACUUGACCCCGUGCCGAGUAUGGACCCGGCGGAUCCGUACAACUGGCCGUUGUGGAAGAAAGCAACAAACCUCGCCCUCGUUGCCUUCCACGCCUGUAUGGGCACAUUCACCGCCGCCGCCAUCAUCCCAGCCUACGAGGAAAUCGCCGAGGCCGUCGACGUCUCUAUCCAGCGAGUUUCAUACCUUACAUCUCUACAAAUCGCCAUUCUCGGCGCGGCCCCUUUACUAUGGAAACCGCUCUCCCACCGCUUCGGCCGCAGGCCUAUCUUCCUCAUGUCGCUGGCUCUAAGCUGCGUCUGCAAUAUUGGCUGCGCGAAGAGCCCCGACUAUGCGUCCAUGGCGGCCUGCCGAGCCCUGGUGGCGUUCUUCAUUUCGCCGGCCAUGGCGCUGGGAAGUGCGGUUGUGAUGGAGACGUUCUUCAAACACCAGCGGGCAGGAUACAUGGGUGUUUGGACGGUUAUGGUGACGCUGGGUGUGCCCGUUGGGCCGUUUAUCUUCGGGUUCGUGGCGGAGCGCGUUGGGUUCGUGUGGAUUUACUGGGUGCUGGCCAUCACAAACGGCAUCCAAUUCCUCCUCUACCUCUUCCUCGGCCCCGAAACGCGGUACACAGGACCCGUCUCCUCCCCAAAACGCCACCAGUACAUGACCCUCUCCCGCAUCGAUCCCACCCCUUUCACGAUCGCCGAGUUCCUCCGCCCCUUGUCCUUGUUCACCAACAUCCCCGUCCUCCUCGCCGCAAUCGCCUACAGCAUGGUCUUCCUCUUCGCGUCCGUGCUGAACAGCGUCGAAGUCCCGCAGCUGCUGCAGGUAAAAUUCGGCCUCAACGCGCAGCAACUCGGCCUGCAGUUCCUCGGCCUCAUCAUCGGCUCGCUACUCGGUGAGCAAAUGGGCGGCGUCAUGUCCGACACRUGGAUGAACCGCGCGGGCCACAUCGCACACAAGAACAAGACGGCUCGCCACGGCCAUCCACCACCAGAAUUCCGCCUCUGGCUCUCCUACCUCGGAUACCUACUCACCAUUGCAGGAAUGAUCGUGUUCCUUGUCUGCACUGAGCAAAGUCAAGAAGGGAAAUGGCGCGUCGCCCCGAUUAUCGGCACGGGGGUCGCCGCGUUCGGAAACCAGGUUGUUACGACUGUGCUGACGACGUAUGCGGUGGACACGUAUCCGCAGGAUGUGGGGGGCGUCGGCGUGUUCAUUAACUUCGUUAGAUCGACGUGGGGCUUUAUCGGGCCGUUCUGGUUCCCCAGUAUGUUUGAGAGUGUGGGGGUUGCGAGGAGCUCGGGGGUUGUGGUUGCGUUGAUUAUGGGGUGUAGCUUUGUUCCGACGGUUUAUUUGCAUUUUGCUGGACGAAAGUGGAGGGGGGAGGUUUAG
Aspergillus mulundensis is the source of this 1506-nucleotide messenger RNA. RefSeq names its product putative MFS multidrug transporter. NCBI's taxonomy places the organism in Eukaryota, Fungi, Ascomycota, Eurotiomycetes, Eurotiales, Aspergillaceae. Gene Ontology annotation, molecular function: transmembrane transporter activity. The transcript has 3 exons. The record is from RefSeq and is a predicted model, not a curated record. Bases 1 to 1506 code for a protein of 501 amino acids. Gene Ontology annotation, biological process: transmembrane transport.